UGGGGUUUUAAGUAAAGGUGCAGUACGGUCGGUGUACGGUCGUCAAUUGUAGUUAGCCUACUCGCACAGCAGCGCUUGAAACUUCAGUUUCUUUACCAGAUAAGCAACGGUGUUUGUCUCAUCUCAUGAAACCGCUACUGUUGCUGUACGUAGCCACUGCUGUUUAAAAUAUGAGUUACCUUGACAAAAAAAAAAGAAGCAUUUUCUUUAGUUAAAAGUAUAUUGGAAGGUAAUGCGAAAAGCGCAGAUUUGGGUCUGAUAGAAACACACACAGACACAGGGAUAUCCCAUCUAGAGAUGUUUCUUCCUAUCUUCCUGCACUGUCUGUGUAUCGGAUCCAUGACUUUAUGGGUUCAGGGUUUAGACUUUAAUUUCCAUGACAGCAGACAAAUAGAAGCAUAUUUGCAGUCCGUCAGCAAAAACUAUUCGACCUUCACAAACCUCUACAGUAUUGGAAAAUCGGUGCAAGGUAGAGAGCUCUGGGUCUUGGUUCUGGGAAAGUACCCAAUAGAACACAAAGUUGGGAUUCCGGAAUUCAAGUAUGUUGGCAACAUGCAUGGUGAUGAGGUGGUUGGCAGAGAAAUGCUAUUGCAUUUGAUAGACUACCUGGUGAAAAACUACAGGACAGAUUCCACCGUCACCAGGCUGAUUGACAGCUGUCGCCUUCACAUCCUGCCUUCGAUGAACCCAGAUGGGUUUGAGGCUUCGGCGCCCCCUGACUGUAUUUUCUCCAAAGGAAGGUACAACAGAAACAGCGUGGACCUGAACAGAAACUUUCCAGACACCUUCUCAACGGCCGCUUCCUCCCGCGUGCAGCCCGAGACGCAGGCAGUGAUGGACUGGAUCCAGAGCGAGAGCUUUGUGCUCUCUGCCAAUCUACAUGGCGGGACCGUCGUAGCCAGCUAUCCGUACGACAACAGCAACGGAGGAAGCGAGCUGGUUAAUGGAGAGAGUCGCUCCCCAGAUCAUGACGUUUAUGUACAUCUUGCUAAAACGUACUCCUAUAACCACACUACAAUGCACACGGGCACUCAGUGUGGCUCUUCAACUUUCCCAGAUGGAAUAACAAACGGAUACCAGUGGUACACUGUAAUAGGUGGCAUGCAGGAUUAUAACUACGUCUAUGGGCAGUGCUUUGAAAUAACACUGGAGCUGUCUUGCUGCAAAUACCCUCCAGCAGAUCAGCUCGCAGGCUUCUGGCAGGAGAACAGAGCUGCCCUGCUGGCGUACAUGCAGCAGGUCCACCUGGGUGUCAAGGGCCAGGUCUUAGAUGUUGAUGGAAAUCCGAUCCCAAGUGCAGUGGUGGAAGUUCAAGGGAGGAACAACAUUUGCCCGUACAAAACCAACAAGCACGGGGAAUACUACAGACUCCUGCUACCCGGGACUUACACAUUUGUGGUGACCGUACCUGGAAGCGAACCGAUGAAAAAGACUCUGCAAAUCCCGAACGGGCCGGCCAGCUUCUCUGCCUUGAAAUACGACUUUGUUUUCCGAAGCAACUCCCCUACCUCAGAGACUGUUGCUGCAGAAUCCUGCACCACCGCAGACCACAACAGCGACAACACAGCAGCCUCACUUCAGGCUCUUCACUUCGCUAUCCUACUAGCCCUAGCUGGGGCUGCGGCAAUGAGUGGACUAGUCCACAGCUAGCUGAUAGGAGGGGUAGUCAAUUUGCAAAAUCAGCAGUCGACUAGUUAGCUUUGUUUUCGUAUACAGGUAUAAAGCCGUGCCACAGACCCAUGUUGCAGUGAUGCCCUUUCCACCGCUGUCCUGGUACAGUUUAUCACAAUCCAGUGUGGGUUAAACUAACUCCAUGUUAGUAAAUACAAAGUAGGUACCCUUACCUUCGUUUAAUCCUCCACACCUGUAUUUAUAAACCGAUUCAGAAAAGAAAUUUCAAACCGUGUCGUCUCUUUUCCGUGUUCGUUGUUACUUUCGAAAGUCUCACUGCAUGAUGUGUUGAGGAUUCUCGUUUGGAAAUCCAAGCCUGCACAAUGUGCCAAUGUUGGACCCCCCACCCCCCCGAAAACAAUAUCAUCUUUUAAUCAGAAUGUAUUUUUCUAUUCCUCUAUUACAAAAAUAAUAAAUAAACUCUCCACUUCCCAGUAGAUAUAUCUGUAUGUAGAUAAAAACAUGCUUUGAAAUGUGUUCUCAGCAUAGGUGUAAAUACUAAAUGAUUGACAAAUAUCGUGAUACACAGUUAGAAAACUUUAAAUCUCUCUAUACCCAAGGGCCGGGCCAAACUGUGUGUCUAUUUAUGAUAAAACAUCGAUCUUUGUAAGCAAACAAACCAACAAAUGAAGUAAUAGCAACACUUUAGUUUAAGGCUCUGCUUUAUGCAAUCAAUUAUAUACCUAUAAAUAGCAUUAUAUAUAAAUGUUUAUCUAUAAUAAUAAUAAUAAUAAUAAUACUAAUAAUAAUAACAGGCUUCAGCAAUACAGUGAGCAUGUAACUAAUGCAUUUAUAAGAAACCUUACAAUGAAUAUAUAAUAUGACACAAAGCUUUACAAUAGUGACAUUAAAAUGUCAUUGACAUGUGUGCCUUAACUCCAGGAAUGUCUGUCAGCCUGUUUAUGGUUUAGCUUUGUUACUUCUUCCUAUUGCUGCUAAUCAGCUAGCCACGAUCCCACAAUAAUGACAGUAAAUGAGAUUUGGGAAGGCCAUAAGGUUGGAGUUUGAGCAUUACUUGUCUGUUCCAGCAGGGAUCAGAUUAGCUCUUCUUAAGAUUGCAUGUUCAAGCAUCUUAUGUUCGAUGCAGUUGCUCCAGUUACCUGAGAAAUGUUGGCUGCCAAAUCAUUUUUAGCAAAAUCUUGGCUUCUUGAAAGGGUAGCACAGCUAGGAAACAAGUUAUAAAGGAACAGCACACUAUGUCGAUUGCAGGUGUGCAGUGACACAGAGAUUUGAUCAGUGUGAAUCAGACAUUCUGGUUAUAGCUUUAGUUUCCCUUUUUGUACUGUCUUUAAUAUAUUUUUUAUACGCAGAUAACUAAUUUGUACUUUGUAUUUGAAUGCCUCACAUGUUAAGAGUGUGCUGUAUGGAAUAAAUGUAAUGCAAACGACAUCCUCCGACAGCAAGUUAAACGAGGCUGCGUAUGUUCUUCACACUUUUGUAAAAUGAUUUGCUUUUGUACUACCUCACAGUUCACAGCGGUAUUCGUUGAAAUGCAAAGAAACCUUGCAAUGUGCAUUUUUUCAACACGUGAUCUAAAUAAACAUGAUCCAAAAUG
Messenger RNA from Polyodon spathula (Mississippi paddlefish), 3226 nucleotides. Its product is annotated as carboxypeptidase M-like. The record is from RefSeq and is a predicted model, not a curated record. Gene Ontology annotation, molecular function: zinc ion binding; metallocarboxypeptidase activity. Gene Ontology annotation, biological process: proteolysis. The coding region runs from base 298 to 1650 and encodes 450 amino acids. The transcript has 9 exons. Gene Ontology annotation, cellular component: cell surface. Lineage: Eukaryota; Metazoa; Chordata; Actinopteri; Acipenseriformes; Polyodontidae.